Molecule: messenger RNA, 4246 nt
Organism: Notolabrus celidotus (New Zealand spotty)
Lineage: Eukaryota; Metazoa; Chordata; Actinopteri; Labriformes; Labridae
Product: lysophospholipid acyltransferase 1-like
Biological process (GO): lipid modification
Cellular component (GO): membrane
Molecular function (GO): acyltransferase activity
Source: RefSeq, a predicted model, not a curated record
UCCCUGUGUAGUCGCGCAUUAUUUUUCGAGGGGCGGCUGGCUUGACCAGGGUUUUGCAAAAGACGGCUCACUUGACCGCAGUAGGAGGAGGGAGAGUAGGGAGUGUAAUACAUGGACUACCACUUUGUGAACUGGUUUGACUCGUAGCGGGGCCUCUUAGCUCUACAAUGUAUUUAACUCACAGAAAAUAGACAUAAGCUGAGAGAAACAGGGGGGAAAGGCACGCGGACACACUGACACGUCGGGACAGGAAAGCUGCGGAAGAUGGGCGAACGCGCGGACACAACGUUUAACACCACUGGAUCCAAUUGGCUGCUGCCUGUCAGUGAACUCCUGAGAUUUCCUCUUGAUCAGGUGAAUUUCAUCGCAUGCCAGCUGUUCGCCCUAGUUGCAGCCUUCUGGUUUCGUCUCUACCUCAGUCCGGGCCAGGCCAAUCCCCUGGUCCGGCAUGCUGUGGCCACUCUCCUGGGCAUUGCCUUUCUCAUCUUCUCCUUUGGAUGGUACUCAGCUCACAUCCUGACAGUGGUGAUUGCAAGUUACUUGAUCAUCAUCAAAGCUGACAUUAACAAUGUACACAGUUAUACCAUGGUGACAGCUAUGGGCUACUUGACUGCAUGCCAAGUGAGCAGAGUCUUCAUCUUUAACUACGGGAUACUGUCCAUGGACUUCUCUGGGCCUCUGAUGAUAGUAACCCAGAAGAUCACCGCACUGGCCUUCCAGCUCCAUGAUGGUAUGAGUAAGAAAGCUGAACAUCUCACCCCAGAGCAGAGGCUGCUUUGUAUUAGAGUGCGGCCUUCUUUCAUCGAAUUCCUCAGUUACAAUCUGAACUUCCUGAGCAUCUUGGCGGGACCCUGCAAUGACUACAAGGACUACACAGACUUCAUUGAGGGCAGACACAUCAGCAGGAGGCUCAGGCAGCACUCUGGGACGUGCAACGGGCAGAACGGCUAUGACAAAAUCCCGGAUCCAUCGCCUGUGAAUGCCGUCUGUAAGAAAUUGCUGGUCUGCAGUGUCUGCAUGCUCCUCCACCUUACUGUGACUCGAGCCUUGCCCAUUGCCUACAACGUUGACCCCUUUUUUGUCAGCCAUGCCCCGUUCCUCACCAGACUCACCUACGCCUUCUUCUCCAUACAAGCAGCCAGAUACAAAUUCUACUUUGCCUGGACUUUAGCCGAAGCAGUGAACAACGCUGCAGGUUUUGGUUUCUUGGGAAUGGAUGAAAAUGGAAAGCCGUCUUGGGACCUCAUAUGCAAUCUUAACAUCAUGGGGAUUGAGACUGCAACAAGCUUCAAGACGUUCAUUGACAACUGGAACAUCCGAACAGGUGUCUGGCUCAAAACGGUGUGUUAUGACCGAGCCCCCAAGCACAGGUUGGCACUAACCUUUGUCCUGUCAGCGUUGUGGCACGGCGUUUAUCCGGGGUACUAUUUCACCUUCCUCACUGAUCCCAUCACCAUGGCAUCUCGAGCUGUGAAUAAGAAGUCUGUUCGUCAUCACUUCCUGGGCUUCAGAGGUUUGAAGCUGGGUUACGACAUCAUAACUUGGGCCGCCACUCUGGCUAUCUGCUACACUGUCAUGCCUUUUCUGCUUCUCGCAGUAGAGCCCACCUUGGUUUACUACAGGUCGAUGUUCUUCCACGUGCACAUCAUCAGCAUUCUGGCUGCAAUCGCCCUGCAUUGGAAACACAAACCCCGGGAACCCUCUGCUGAAACUGAACUGCCUCCCUCCUCUUCCCCUUCCCACUCGUCUUCGUGCUCAGCCGGGUGCCAGCCUGUUUACUCCAACAACAAUGACAAAGUAGACUAAUAAUGUCUCUUCACGGUUCUGUUAGCCGGCUCUCAGUCCUCUGUGUUCCCCCGAAAAGACAAGGAAAGAUCCCUCGAGGGCAUUCAGGCAACUGACAAUGGAAAAUAUUGUGUUAUUUAUUUUUCGGGGACACUUUAGAGUUAGGAGGAAAACUUUGACUAAACAAUAGGAUGCAGGAUAUGAGCCUUUUCUGCUGUACUUUAGGAUUCAGACAAUGCAUCAAUCUAAGCUCAACAAGCGGACUGGAAAAGAAACAUUAGCUAAACGGACCAUCUUUGGACGCUGACCCUGCUCAACUUUCCCUCUCUCCUGCCCCUCCUCACCCGUCCUACCACCAGCCUGCCCGCUUCAACAACAGUGCAACAGUGUGAAGAGAGACGAAGGAGGCUCACUUUCUUUCUUGUCCUUUAUCUACACUGUCCAACCGAAUGGUGGGGUCUAGCCAGCACAGUGGGAGAGCGGGGGAGCUGUUGAACAGCGGCACAAAUACCAGGACAUAAACGCAGAUAUACACACACACACACACACACACACACACACACACACACACCACACACACAAACUCAUGCAUGAACUGACAGAAAUUAGCAACAAAUAUGCACAUGCCCUGUUCUCGGCACGCUCGACUCGGUCACACUAUGACGCAUACAAAGGCUGCUCUUGUGUGGUGACAACAAAAGAGCUGCUAAUAGGAGGGAGAGCCCUGGUUUAUAUGGUGAAUGUGUGUGUGUGUGGUGUGUGUGUGGUGUGUUUGUGUUUGUGUUUCAUUUACCCUUUCUUACAACCCACCCACUUCUGGGGAGUGUGUUGGCAUUUUAUAUCACUGUUAGUUUGUUCUGACUGUUUGUAAGGAACACUUGAAAUAUCCGCUACAGCAUUGAAACACUCCUGUCUAAUAAAGUCUUUGAAUGCAGCGUAACGUCUCCUCCUGGUGAGGAGAUUUUGCUAUUCUGUCCAGCAAGUAAUCAAUUUAUUCUAGUUUUUAAAAAAUAUCCUAAACCUAGCUGAACCACUAUAAACAUGCUUAACUGGGGGAUAUACAACAACAAACUGUGCUCUUGUUCUGCAUGAAACAAGCACACAUGGUGGCUAACAGUUGAUGUUAUUAAUAUUUAAUGAGUGUAGUUGGCCCACUUUCCCCAUGAAAUCUCAUUGUAGCUGAAGCAGAACAGAGAAUAGUUCUGGUUUAACAUACUGGUACUUGUCAUGUGGAAGGUGCUGGAUACCUGUCAUUAUAAAGUAGAGUAACUGAACAAAAACUACAAUGAAACAGAUGAAAAAUAUGCAAAGUGUCACUUUCUGCACACUCAAGUUUAGGACUAAUCCAGGACUGUAUAAUCAUGUGUUUCCUAUCAUUUGGAGCACGGGUGCUACGUUUUUUCUGUGGAACACUGCGAGAACAAACACGUGUGCAAACUGUGAUUUGCUUCUGAGUAGCUGCAGGUUGAUGUAACAGAGACAUCUGCUGGUGUUCUUACUGUCUGAACUCUGCUUCAUGUUGGUGAUUGAACCUGCAAUGCUGCAGCAUCCUCAGUGCAACUCCAUAUAAACCACAAGCAGAAAGCAUGAUUUUACGCUCUAAAAUAUGACUCUCUCAUACUCUUUGAUAAAUCAGGGUGAUCCCAACAGUUGUAGACAAACUCUGCACAGUGAAAACAAAAGAUGUAAAGGUUUGGGAGCAUUAAGGGUUAUACAAUUUGCACAUAGAUUGGUUAUGAAUGAGGCUAACACUUGAGCUCUUUGUUAAUUAUAGUUUUGGUUAUGAUAAGGUCUGCUAACAAGCUCUAAUGCUAGAAAAUGAUCUUUUGCCGAUUGAAAAAAAAACAUGACUAUUUUUUUGCAGGACAUUAAUCCGUGAACAGGGAUCCACUUCACAGUCUCUGGUUUACAUGAUGUUGAUUUCUUUAAUAUUAACUACACUUUAACCUCUUACAGUUAAUGAAGCACCAGUAACACAUGCUUUAGAAAUCCCAGUCGUUUCUUUGCCAUCGGUCGAUUGUACCUGCAGUUGUACAGAACUAAAUGCUGAUUGUAACACGUAGAUGGUAAAAGGCUGUCUUCUCAGCGUGGCUUCUGGUUCAAACAUAGAGUUGUUUUUGUGAAGCAGAGCCCUGAUUGAUAAAUGGAACUGGCUAUAACCUGGGAUUUUUAUUCUUAUUUGAUUAAUAACAUAUUCAUGGCAGUGUACCCCUGCAUGUUGCUAAUGUGGAAAGAGUAGUUGAGUGGAGUCACCCAUGUAAAUUAUGAAUGUGUCAUCAGAAUGAGCAGCUAGCUGGAUGAUUUAAUACUGAUUAUGAUGUGUUUUUGUGUGAGUGUGUUUUAUAAUGUAUGUGUUAGUGGACUUACCAACUGUGAGCGUCACAGUAUGAGUGGGGUAUGACAUUUCUUAUUACUCUAUUUUAGUAUGUUUGUACAGAGGAAAAGGUGAGUCGAAUAAAAC